Molecule: messenger RNA, 921 nt
Organism: Aspergillus ochraceoroseus IBT 24754
Lineage: Eukaryota; Fungi; Ascomycota; Eurotiomycetes; Eurotiales; Aspergillaceae
Product: glycoside hydrolase family 131 protein
Exons: 3
Coding region: 49-795 (248 amino acids)
Source: RefSeq, a predicted model, not a curated record
AUUCAUUCAUUCAUUUUCUUAUUCCACAGGGCCAAGCGAAGAAAGAAAAUGAAGUCCAUCCUGUUUUCUCUCCCCCUAGCAUCCGCAGGCACGGUGCUCUGGAGCGGUCUCUUCAACGAGACCUUUACGGUGGACGAUUUCGACGACUGGUCUUGGUCCAACCAAAUCGAGCCAUACCAAUGGUACAUCCACGGCUCCAACACCACAAGCCACUACCUGGGCCUCUCCCCGGACUUCAAGAACCCCAAUUCCACGCUCGAACACGAGACACAGGGCAUCCGGAUCACCAUUGACGACACCUCUUCGUGGAACGGCCAGCCCAUGAUGCGUUCCGAGCUCAUCCCGCAGACCUCGAAGGAUCUGGGCUCCGGCAAGCUCUUCUAUCAUUUCUCGUUGCAGACCCGGGAAGAGAACUUCCCGACGGCAGACCUGGAGCAUCAGAUUGCGUUUUUCGAGAGUCACUUCACCGAACUCAAAUACGGUGGCGCUAGCGCUGGCUCUCUUGCUUGGUUUGCAGGCGGAGCGGCCCACUGGUCGACGACCCUGGAGGCCGGAACAUGGUAUAACUUUGCGUACGCGAUUGACUUUGGCGCGCGCACGGUGGGCUUGUAUGCGUCUCUGGGGGCGGAUGCGCUCCAGGAAGUGGUUGCGCCGGUAAGUGCGUCGACGUCAACGAACUCGGCGGACUGGCAUGUUGGAGAGUUGCGGUUGGAUAAUGGACCGCAUGGACCGGCGGAGGAUUGGUACUGGUCUGGGGUUUAUGUGGAGAGUGGAGCUAUUACGACGGAGGUUUAGCAUGUGUUUGCUGCUUACUUGUAAGCUGGUAUAAGGGGGUGAGUGAGGUAGGUAGGUGGGUAAGAAGAUGGGUAUUGUAUAUAUGCUCUGCUAUACUAUAUGUAUGCACUAGCUUGGCUGGCCGGG